AUGAUGCAUGAGACGAUAAUUGAGACACUUUAUGGCUCAGUAUCUCAGGAUAUUUUAAUUGUUAAGGCGGCAGAAGAAAAACUUAAGUCAUGGGAAACGGUUCCAGGAUUUUACUUAUCUCUUCAAGAUAUUUUUAUGGAGAAAGGAUUACCGAAUAAUGUUCGUUGGAUCAGUAUUAUUUACUUAAAGAAUGGAAUUGAUCGAUAUUGGAGAAAAAGUGCAAAAAAUGCAUUAUCAUUGGAUGAGAAGGAGAGGAUACGAAAACGAGUUUUGCAGUGUUCAAUAGAGGAAAACCAUCUUUUAGCGGUUCAGAAUUCUAUACUAGCAGCAAAAAUUGCUAGGCUAGAUUUUCCAAAUGAUUGGCCAUUUUUGUUCGAGGAGCUUUCUUUAAUGAUAAUGGAAUCAAUUGCAUCUAAAUCUUAUACAUUUCAACAACGACAUUUAUAUACACUUUAUCAAAUUGUUAAAAAUCUUUGUGCCAGUCGACUUGUUAGAGCAAAAUAUAAUCUACAGCAAAUAACUCCGAAACUAUUUGAACUUGUCAGUGAAAUAUUUAAAAAUUAUACGGAUCAAUGGAUCUAUACGGUUCAAUCCAAUUUUUCAGAAUCUGAAAUCUUUCCUUUUCUGCAAAUAAGUCAUAUAUGUCUUAAGAUUCUUCGACGAUUAAUCAUUUAUGGAUUUGAGUACCCAUAUAAAAACGAGAAUGCACAAUUUUUUUUCCAAUUAUCCUAUAAAUAUUUAAAGAUAUACUUUGAUCUAUGUAAACAUCUUAAAGAAAAAAUAUCUUUUUUAUAUUCACAUAUAAUUCUUUUUGGAAAAAUGUUUUUAAACUUUUCAUCAACACAAUCAACUUCUAUUUUUUUAAUGCCAAAUUCUAUUGAAAUUGUUUUAACUUAUUUAAAUAUUAUAGAAGAAAAUGCUAACAUCUUUACUGAGCAAGAUACAGAGUACGUAAAUUUUAUAUACAAAAUAGUAAUACAAGGUCUUCUUCUUAUAAAAUCAUCAGUGAAAUUUCUUCAUAAUUCAGAUAUUUUAUUAGAAUUUAAAUUGGGAGAAUAUAAACAAGAAAUUGAAAAAACAUAUAAAAUUUUAAAAGAAAAUUUAUUCAAUUCAGAAAUACUUCAAAGAAUUUUUGAGAUAUUGAUUACUAAAUUUAUAGUUUUAAAACCAAAUGAUCUUUUCGCUUGGGAAGAAGAUCCUGAACAAUGGCUUUUAACAGAGGAAAAGCAAUCUUGGGAAUAUGAACUUCGACCUUGUGCAGAAUCUUUGUUUAUAGAUAUCUUUUCAAUAUAUAACAAUGUAUUAUCCAAUUUUCUUAUAUCAUUACUUCAAGCAGUAGAAAUAACUUUUGAUGAAAAUACAUUUUUUCUAAAAGAGGCUGUUUACAAUGCUUUUGGGUUAAGUAUUUGUUUUUUACCUGACUCUGUUGAUUUUAAUUAUAUUUUCAUGAAUUUUUUAUCAAAAGACAUACAAAUACAAAAUUCAAGGAUUUCCAAAAUUAUAUAUAGAAGAAUUCUUAUACUUAUUUCUCAAUGGGUAUCUUCAAAAUCUUCAAAAAACAUCCAAAACAAUAUAUAUACAAUUAUUGAAAGAUUCCUGGGUCCAUAUGAAGAAUCAAAUGACCUAAUUGUCCAAUUUACGGCAUCAAUGUCUUUAAAACAAUGUGUAGAUGAAUUGGAUUUUGAAAAAGAACAAUUUUAUCCUUAUUUAAAAAACAUAUUAGACGGUUUAUUGCACUUAAUAAAUCGAUGCAAACUUUCUGAUUCAAAACUUAAGGUUUUAGAAGUUAUUAAUAUAAUUAUAGAAAGAAUGGGGCAGCAGAUCUCUCCAUAUAUACAAAGUAUUGUUGAUAUAUUACCAUCUCUUUGGGAAAAUUCUGAAGAAGGACAUCUUAUUAAAGCUACUGUUAUUGUAACUUUAACAAAACUAAUCAAAUCUCUUCGAGAAGAAUCAGGAAAAUAUCAUCCUCUGGUAAUGCAAUUGAUUAGAUAUUCUAUUGGUUCAUCAAUGAACACUUAUAUUUAUUUGAUGGAAGAUGCUCUUGAAUUAUGGCAUGCUCUACUUCAAGAAACUCAAAAUUCAUCUUUUGAAGUGUUAUCUCUUAUUCCUUUAGCUAUAACCUGUUUAGAUCAUGGAGAUGAUAUAUUAAAAAAGGUAUUUUAUAUUUUUGAAAGUUAUAUAUUAUUAUCUGGAAAUGAAUUUAUGAAGCUUUAUUCUUUGCAAUUUUUGACAAAACUUUCAAAUCUUUUAGGAGAAUUGCGGCUUGAUGUAUUCUAUAUCAUAAUAAAAGUACUUGAUCUUGCAUUUCAGACAACAUCUAUCCAUUUAUAUUCAGAUGAAUUGAUUAAAUCCAGGUUUAUUUUCAAAAUAUUGGAAUCUAUUAUAAUCAAUCAAGAACCUAAACCCAUCAUUAUACAAUAUUUUUCACUUAUUUCUAGAAUAUCUAUGCAAGAUCCUUGUAUAAUAUUUGAUUUUCUAGCAAAAUUUUCAUUUCAACAAGAUAUAUCAAGUAAUGAAGAAAUAAUUAACAACUUUAUAAAUACAUGGAUUUCUACAUUUGAUAAUAUUGGCAAUCCUAAAUAUAGAAAACUAAAUGUAAUGGGAAUAACUUCCUUGCUAAUAACCAACAAUCCUUAUAUUCUUGCCAAUAUAAAAUCUCUAAUAAAUAUAUGGUCUGAAACUUUAAGCGAAAUAAAUGAAAAUAAAGAAGGAGAUGCUCUUAUAUAUUGGAAUACACAAGAUGAUGAAAACGACUUGGAUAUUACAAAUAAUCCUGAAAUGGCUCGUAGACAACAGCUUAUAAAACAAGAUCCUAUACACACAACUCAUCUAGAAACAUAUAUUCAUCAAUUUUUUUUUUCUUGUGUUGAAAAAAAUAAUGGGUUAGAGCAAUUCAAAAUAAACUAUUAGACACAAGGCAUAACUAAUAUUUUAUGAUAAACUAAUAUAUAUAUA
Pneumocystis carinii B80 is the source of this 2955-nucleotide messenger RNA. RefSeq lists its product as hypothetical. Bases 1 to 2910 code for a protein of 969 amino acids. The record is from RefSeq and is a predicted model, not a curated record. Lineage: Eukaryota; Fungi; Ascomycota; Pneumocystomycetes; Pneumocystales; Pneumocystaceae. Gene Ontology annotation, molecular function: small GTPase binding. The transcript has 17 exons. Gene Ontology annotation, cellular component: nuclear envelope; cytosol. Gene Ontology annotation, biological process: protein import into nucleus.